Ustilaginoidea virens is the source of this 750-nucleotide messenger RNA. RefSeq lists its product as uncharacterized. The transcript has 2 exons. The record is from RefSeq and is a predicted model, not a curated record. NCBI's taxonomy places the organism in Eukaryota, Fungi, Ascomycota, Sordariomycetes, Hypocreales, Clavicipitaceae. Gene Ontology annotation, biological process: negative regulation of DNA-templated transcription. Gene Ontology annotation, molecular function: transcription factor binding; transcription corepressor activity. Bases 1 to 750 code for a protein of 249 amino acids. Gene Ontology annotation, cellular component: nucleus.
AUGUCGGAUAGCGGGGACCACGAUCUCCCAGCGCCGUUUCUAGUCCAGCUGUUCUAUCGCACUGGUAGCUUCUACAGACCAGAAGACUUCGCGUCCCACCCAUUACCGCCUCACGUUUACGUCUACACCUGGCCGAGUUGUACGCUCAGUGACCUAGCUUUGGAGCUCGCAGCGGCGACGCCCACUUCCUUUCCACACCCUGCUAUAGGCGCGAGGCUGUCUUUCCAGUUGGUGUGUCCAGAUUUGCGGAGCGUUAGCGCCGUCAGUAACGCGCCGCCUCGCUAUGCUGUCAAGGACCUGGGCAGCGUAGUAAUCGGCCAACACGCCCAUGGAGCAGCCACGAAUGAGUCGCUAGAGCUGGGAGGCUCGACACGAAGCGGGCCGGGUUCUGGGAAGAAGACACUGAACGACGCUCGUUUCGUCGUGGGAGACUACAUUUCUUGCGCGAUCCUGCCUCCUCUGGCCGAUGGGUCUGUGGCUCCAGCUUCUGCUGCCAGGAGAGAGUCAAACCUAGGUUACAGAGAUGGCAGAGGGCGCAGAGGAGGCAGCGGCGGAUUUUUCAGUCAUGAAAAUGGCUUCAGUUGGUCUAGUAGCCGUGAGAGUAGAGGAGGGAUGAGGGGAAGUGGAACUCACGCCAGCGUACCAUUGGGAGAAUGGAGGAGGGGGGAAAGGGUGCCUUAUGCGGCCUCGUCAAGGCAUCGUGGUGGUGGUGUUGGUGGUGGUGCCGGCGAUGGAAGAUGGCAAGUAUGA